UCGAUAAUUAGCGCAGUCAACGGUCAGUCAUGAUGUCUGUGAGGUGGGGAACCACCUCACGAGCCCUCCUUUGACAGACUAAUAUACACCAUGACCAUGUCCAUGUCCGAAACCACCACCACCAAACUGACCCCCACAAUUCCAAAUUUAAAGGAAAAACUACAACACUAUAAAGCAAAAAAGGGACAUUUUCCGUUUCUUGUUCUUUUUUUUCGUUUUAAUUUUCAGCUCCUGAUCGGUUCCCCUUUGAACCAUCCACUCAGGAGUCCGGCAAUAACGUUUCUGGGUUUUCUUGAUUUCAAGUGUUGGUGGUGGUUACAUUUCUUGGUUUCGAAAGCAAAGAAAGUGCUUUGAGUUUCUUGUCUUUUUGGUUUUCUGGAAAUGUGGAGGGACACUGGAGCUCCUGCUGAUUCUUUCUACCAGGUCCGCCCCGAGUGCACCGAUGUUCCCAAAACACGCUUCAAGAUCAAGGCAGGUAAAACACUAAGUGUAAGGAAAUGGCAUGCUGCAUUUUCUCCAGAAGGGUAUCUGGAUAUAGGCAAGACUCUAAGUCGAAUCCAUCGUGGGGGAAUCCAUCCAUCAAUUAGAGGAGAAGUAUGGGAGUUUUUACUUGGUUGUUACGAUCCUAAGAGUACAUUUGAUGAACGAGAGCAGAUACGGCAACGUCGAAGGAUGCAAUAUGUUAGGUGGAAAGAAGGGUGCCGCCAAAUUUUUCCUGUUGUUGGAAGUGGUAGAUUUAUCACAGCUCCUGUAAUCACUGAAGAUGGUCAGCCCAUUCAAGAUCCUUUGGUACUUUUAGAAACAAACCCAGACAAAGGACUGGCUUUACCCACUCAAGGGAAUGGUGGGGCUGGUGUUAAAACCACAGAUAUUUCAAGGGAAAAUGCAGCCAAUAGUUUGGAACCACUGAAGGAUAAGAAAGUAAUCCAGUGGAUGCUUACUCUACAUCAAAUAGGUCUUGAUGUGAUUCGGACGGACCGGACAUUGGUGUUUUAUGAGAAGCAAGAAAACUUGUCAAAACUUUGGGAUAUCCUCACUGUUUAUGCCUGGAUAGAUACAGAUGUCGGCUACUGUCAAGGAAUGAGUGAUCUUUGCUCCCCCAUGAUAAUUCUUCUUGAAGAUGAAGCAGAUGCAUUUUGGUGCUUUGAACGCUUGAUGCGCAGAUUGCGGGGAAAUUUCAGAUGCACUGAUAGCUCUGUUGGGGUGGAGGCACAACUUAGUAAUUUGGCUUCAAUUACUCAAGUUAUAGAUCCAAAACUUCAUCAGCAUUUAGAAACACUAGGUGGAGGUGAUUAUCUAUUUGCUUUUCGGAUGCUCAUGGUUUUGUUCCGGAGAGAAUUCUCUUUUUGCGACUCUCUGUACCUUUGGGAGAUGAUGUGGGCUCUGGAAUACGAUCCCGGCUUGUUCUCUUUGUAUGAAGAAUCUGAGUCAGCUAGUGAAACAGCCGAAGGAUCUAAAGGAAAACCAAAGUCAAUACGUCACUGUGGGAAGUAUGAAAGGGAAAAUAUGAAAAAUGGAUCGAAGAAUUCAGAAGGCCCCCUCCCCAUCUCUGUUUUCCUUGUUGCUAGUGUCUUAAAAGAUAAGAGCUCAAAGCUACUACAAGAAGCUCGGGGCCUCGACGAUGUUGUCAAGAUAUUGAACGACAUUACUGGAAAUCUAGAUGCUAAAAGAGCUUGCACUGGGGCAAUGAAACUCCACAAGAAAUAUUUAAGAAAGGCCAAGAAGACAUAACUAUAGAGAGAGAGCUAUUGAUUUUUCGGCCUAUCAAUAAGUAAUAAGAUGUUUCCCUCAUAUGCACGAUUGCUGAAGCGGCUAAUCGUCCACAGAAAGUAAUUGUUGUAUGUUAAAAGAAUCCUUCAUUAUUUGUAAAUCCGAAACAAUGUUUUGAAAGUUCUUAUACGAAUUUUGCUUCGUAAGCACCUGUUGAUUAUACAACAUAGAAAAGAAAGCUCAUACACGAUAUCAAUGAAAUCAAUUUGAUUCCUCUCU
Molecule: messenger RNA, 1989 nt
Organism: Carya illinoinensis
Lineage: Eukaryota; Viridiplantae; Streptophyta; Magnoliopsida; Fagales; Juglandaceae
Product: GTPase-activating protein gyp7-like
Exons: 11
Coding region: 382-1731 (449 amino acids)
Biological process (GO): activation of GTPase activity
Molecular function (GO): GTPase activator activity
Source: RefSeq, a predicted model, not a curated record